Molecule: messenger RNA, 2265 nt
Organism: Galleria mellonella (greater wax moth)
Lineage: Eukaryota; Metazoa; Arthropoda; Insecta; Lepidoptera; Pyralidae
Product: carbonyl reductase [NADPH] 3-like
Exons: 1
Coding region: 47-730 (227 amino acids)
Molecular function (GO): oxidoreductase activity
Source: RefSeq, a predicted model, not a curated record
UUAAACCUCAUUAGAUUCGUACAGACAUUCGUGGAGGGCAGCCACGAUGCAGAAAAUUUGUGUUUUAACGGACGCGGACAAAGGUGUCGGCCUUAAUAUUUGUAGACUUCUGUGUAGAAGAUGUCCAGAUAUAUUCUACGUGACCACGCGAGAAAUAGAAGUGGGCCAACAGAUUAUGGAAAAAUUGAAGGAAAUGGGCACGUACCCGGAGUAUCAUCAGCUCGACGUUACUGACAGAGAAAGUGUGAUCAGAUUCAGGGAUCAUAUUCAAUCGAAAAAUGGAUCUAUAGUGACAUUAAUUAAUAACGUUGCCAUAGGAGCGAGGUUGAGCAACACGACAUAUGAAGACGCUAAGUUUAUCAUCAACAAUUACUAUUAUGGUUAUGUGAACGUUCAAGAAAUUCUGUUCCCGUUGUUGGCGGAUAAUGGGAGAGUAUUGUAUUUGUCCUUGGCAAGCUCAACAUCCCGAAUAAAGAACGAUUACUGGAGGGAAAGACUUUCGAUGAAACAUUUGAGACAGAAUGAUAUAAACGACUUUCUGCAAUGGUUCUUGGAGACAAUGAAAACUGGUGACUUUACUGAUAAUUACAUUGCAGAUGACAAGGUGAGAGCAAUAUAUUCAAUAUCGACCGUGUCAUUAACGUUACUAGUCAAGUUACAGCAAAAACAGCUCGCUCCAAGAAACGUAUCUGUAAAUUUUUUGCACCCACGUUGGGCACAAAUAUAUUAAAUUUAUUAAUUUUAACGAUGUAGGUUACUUUUUGUACUGAGUUUUUUUUUUUAAUUAUAUUGAAUUUUCUUAUAUGUAAAAUUAUAUUAACUAUUCAAAUGAAGCAACCAAAUUUUCAAUAAUUUGUUUUUGUAAAUUGAUUUUAUAUAAUAUGAAAAUUAUAAAAUGCAUAAAUUUUAUGUUUAUACAAAUAUCAUUUAAUUGAAUUUAAAAAAAAAAUAUUUUUGUAACAUGUAAAGGAACAACUUCAGUUUCCAUGUAAAAAGUUCGUAUUUUAUUUUUAAUUUUUGUGUAAAUAGUAUAAUUCUAUUUCAUUAAGUGUAUUUUUUACAUUUUUAUAUAUAAUUUUUAUAAAUAUAAAUAAAUAAAUUUGUAGCUGAUAAGUAAAAUGAUCUCUUAGAUUAACGAAAAAUCCAAAUAACCUCAAACCUAGUGGGAGAGUCUACACUAAUACUCUAAUCAGGUAAAAUUUGUUCGCUUGUUUAUCUAGUUUUGUUUGUUUAUUAAAAGGAUUUAUUAAAUGUAUUGUAAAUAUUUUUUUCAUUAAAUGAAAGUCGUUCUAUUUCUGAGUACUACGGACUAUAUGUUUUGUGGAAAUUUCCACAAAAACAAAAGAAGACUCCGCGUAAACGAAGUGAAUUCACAUUGUUUCUUACUACUUACAUAUAUUUGCAAUUUUAAUAAUACAUGUUAUUAUAAUUAUAUUUACAGACGUAACAUGAGAGAAGAUGUAAUGUUUAUUACAAAUUACAAAUAUUUGUAAGUUUAAUGUAUGUUCAUAUAUCAUUACAAUUAUAUUUAGAAAGUAACCGUGAGCAAAAACUUAGCGUCUCCCACUAGGUAGUUACAAUAUUUGUAAGUUUUAUAAUACUUAUUGUUACAAUUGUAUCUUAUUUUUUAUAUUGUAAAAUGUAUAAUAACGUCUCAUUAAAAAUUGUACAUUCCUCAUGUAAUUUAAGGUUACAAGCUGAUUGUUUGUUUAUAAUGCGACAGAUGGCGUUUAAGUCGGAACCAAUGACGUUCAUUAUAAAACUGAUAGUACUUAAUUUAUCUACUAAAUCACAAUUGUGAUACAUUGUUUUAUCCGUAAUUAGUGAUACAACUAGACAAUAAAUUUAUUAAUGUAAAAUGUGUAAAAAAAAUUAUGUAUAAUGAAUAAAUACUCGUUUCUGGGCAUAACUUUAAAUGUCUUCAGUUAAAUUAACUUACGAAUAUGGGCUCAAGUGCUAUUGGAGUGUUUAAUUUAAUAUAUUUUUUUAAUAAGUCAUCUUAAUGAAGAAAUAUUGUUGUAAAAUAGAUAAUUUUAAUGUAAUUUCAAAUGGCAUUGAUGUGGAAGUAAUGAUUCGUUUAUAACGUUGUAGUAAUAAAAAAAUAUUUAAAUCAAACUGAUUGACAUCAUUAAACCUUAUCAUCACUGUACAAUAUAAUAAACCAAUAUCCUUCAUAAAAUUAUAAUUAUUACGUAGUUAUACCACGUAAUACUUAUCUAUCAUAUAUGAUAUGUACAGUCAUUCGUAACAAAUAUACUAACACUA